AUGCUUCCUCAAAACUUGAGGCCUUAUGUUAGCAAUUUGAAGAAACACACCAAAGUUUCCAGCAAUGUUUCAAAGGGUAGUCCUGCACAAGUUACAAAAAUAACGAACCAGUAUCAUGCUUUCGACCAAAUCAGAUUUAUUUUUUACAAUUACCAACAAAACGAAGAAAAAAGAAAGCAAAAGGAAGUUGAGAAGACAGAUGAAAAGAGUACAAAGAAGUUGCGAUCUUAUCUAAGACGAAAGAACGUAGAGGAUGAGCCAGUCUUUGCAGCGAUUAACGUAACAGUUAUAUAA
Messenger RNA from Rhizopus microsporus ATCC 52813, 294 nucleotides. RefSeq lists its product as uncharacterized. The transcript has 4 exons. Lineage: Eukaryota; Fungi; Mucoromycota; Mucoromycetes; Mucorales; Rhizopodaceae. The record is from RefSeq and is a predicted model, not a curated record. Bases 1 to 294 code for a protein of 97 amino acids.